AUGGCCCUUUCUGACUUCUAUUCUUCUACAAAUAAUACUGCUCAUAAGAGGAAGCUGGUUCUCCUCACUAGAGAUUCACAUAGAGAUAUUGCCGAUGCAGCUUCUCAAGCUAAUGAUUUAAUCAAAAAUGUUGGAGUUGGAGCCAUCAUAGGGCCAUCAACAUCAUUACAAGCUAUAUUCAUGGCUGACUUUGGAAACAAAGCUCAGGUUCCUAUCAUUUCUUUCACUGCUACAAGUCCUUCAGUUUCUACUUCUCAAAAUCCGUAUUUCAUUCGGAUGAUGCAAAGUGACUUGUCCCAAAUAAAUGUGAUUGCUGAAUUGGUUAAAACAUUUGAAUGGAGAGAAGUUGUACCCAUAUAUGAAGACACGGAGUAUGGAAAAGGUAUGAUGCCAGAUAUGAUCGAUGCGUUCCAAGCUAUCGAUACCAGAGUUCCUUACAGAAGCUUCAUUUCCACUUCAGCUACUGAUGGACAAAUACUAAGCGCACUGUACAAAUUAAUGUCAAUGCGGACUAGGGUAUUUGUUGUGCACAUGACACCGGCCCUUGGAGUACGUGUUUUUCAAAAGGCCAAAAUGAUUGGGAUGAUGAGUGAAGAGUAUUCAUGGAUCAUUACAGAUGGGUUAGCUAAUUUCUUGGGCUCCUUUAAUUCUUCUGUUAUUGAUUCUAUGCAAGGAGUAUUGGCUGUAAGGUCAUAUAUUCCAAGGUCAACAGAGCUUGAAGAAUUUCGAGCUCGAUGGAAAAAGCAGUUUAAGCAAGACAAUCCAGGAAUUAAAAAAAUUGAACUCAACAUUUUUGGUUUGAGGGCUUACGAUACAAUUUGGGCACUAGCAAGUGUCUUGGAGAAACUUGAUAUAAUGAACUCAACAAGAAGUGUUUCAAAGAUUGGUCCUAAACUUUUGCAGCUAAUUUCUGAGACAAAGUUUCAUCUCUUAAGUGGGGAUGUUAAUCUCAUCGAUAGGGAAAUGCAAUCAAAUACCUACCAAUUACUUAAUGUGAUUGGAAACGGAGGUAGAGAAAUCGGCAUUUGGACAACAUCGAAUGGUAUCGUACGUGACUCAAGCAGUUUAAUUACUACCAGAGCACAUUCUUUAUCAUCACCAAGAGAUAAUUUACGCGUUAUAAUAUGGCCUGGAGAAUCAACCGUUGUUCCAAAAGGUUGGGUAAUUCCAGAAAUGGGAAAAAAAUUAAGGAUUGGAGUCCCAGUUAAACGGGGUUUUACUGAGUUCGUAAAAGUAUCAAGAAAUAGUAGUGUCAGCAAUUCUAGUUAUGUCAUCACCGGAUAUUGCAUAGAUGUGUUCAAAGCUGUAGUGGAAAUGCUACCGUAUCCUGUUUCUUAUGAAUUGGUUCCCUUCGCGAAGGCUGAUGGCACGCAGGCAGGAACUUACGAUGACUUAGUAUAUCAAGUUUAUUCCCAGAACUAUGAUGCCGUAGUUGGAGACAUAACAAUUAGUGGAAAUAGAUCAACCUACGUUGAUUUCACAUUACCUUAUACCCCAUCUGGAUUCUCGAUGAUUGUUCCGCUGAAAGAGGACACGAGCAACAAUGCAUGGAUAUUACUCAAGCCUUUAAAUUUGAAUCUUUGGUUAGCAAUUAUUGUGUUUUUUGUAUUGACCUGGGCGACGACUUGGGCUCUGGAACGUGAAGAAAAUAAUCCAGCGUUUCAAGGGGAAGUAUGGCAUCAACUGGAAACCAUGUUCUGGUUCUUUUUCUCUACACCAGCCUUUGCUAAUGGAGACAAAACGGUGAGAAACGGUAUGGCUAAAGUUGUUGUGAUUGUCUGGGUAUUUUCUUUGCUCAUACUAAGUUCAAGUUACACAGCUAGUUUGACGUCAAUGUUGACAGUUCACCGGCUUGAACCUACUGUUACGGACGUCCAUGAACUAAUCAAAACUCGCCAAAAUGUUGGUUACCUAGAGGGAACAUUUGUACAUACAAUGUUAAAAAGGAUGGGAUUUGAUGAGUAUUAG
Messenger RNA from Papaver somniferum (opium poppy), 1968 nucleotides. RefSeq names its product glutamate receptor 2.2-like. Gene Ontology annotation, molecular function: glutamate-gated receptor activity. Lineage: Eukaryota; Viridiplantae; Streptophyta; Magnoliopsida; Ranunculales; Papaveraceae. Bases 1 to 1968 code for a protein of 655 amino acids. The record is from RefSeq and is a predicted model, not a curated record. The transcript has 4 exons. Gene Ontology annotation, cellular component: plasma membrane.